AUGUUUCAGAAAGUAUUCCAGCUGGUGGGGCUCAUCGUGUUGGGGACCCAUGUCUGCAGUUACCAAUUUAAUAACAUUGACAAGAAUAUGAAGUAUUUUGCCAUUUCUGUGGAGUAUGUGGUUCAUAAGUUCAAUGAAGACCAGGACGAUGAGUUUGCCUACAAGUUUCUGCAAGUCUGGAGAAGCCAACACCAGAGGUGGACUUGGAUUUUCUUAGUAGACUUGGAGCUAGGCCGUACAAUUUGCAAGAAAUACGAGGAAGACAUUGACAGUUGUCCAUUGCAACAUGGCCCAGGAGCGAAAAAGGUUCGCUGCAUUUAUAUUGUGGAGUCUCUAAUUUGGAUUACCCAGUUCAAAGUUAUGAACAGCACCUGCAUACAGACAUAG
Perognathus longimembris pacificus (Pacific pocket mouse) is the source of this 387-nucleotide messenger RNA. RefSeq names its product cystatin-12-like. Lineage: Eukaryota; Metazoa; Chordata; Mammalia; Rodentia; Heteromyidae. Bases 1 to 387 code for a protein of 128 amino acids. The transcript is spliced from 3 exons. The record is from RefSeq and is a predicted model, not a curated record. Gene Ontology annotation, molecular function: cysteine-type endopeptidase inhibitor activity.